Lineus longissimus is the source of this 5888-nucleotide messenger RNA. Its product is annotated as centrosomal protein of 135 kDa-like. The coding region runs from base 141 to 3941 and encodes 1266 amino acids. The record is from RefSeq and is a predicted model, not a curated record. Lineage: Eukaryota; Metazoa; Nemertea; Pilidiophora; Heteronemertea; Lineidae. The transcript is spliced from 19 exons.
UUUUCAAUAUUUCUUCAACAUUUUGUUUGAUUCGCUGGGUUUUACAAUGUUUGAUACAACAGAUCUCAAUAUAAAUAUACUAAUGUAACAAAGCAGAUCAUAAAGGUCACCAUAGUAAAUGAACUAUUUAACAAAUCAGUAUGAGUGUCACAGCAACGCAACAGAAAUUUUCUAAUCUGCGCCGGCGUUUAGAUCAGCUGGGAUAUCGGCAACCACUUGGUGUUGAGUCUUUGCCGCUUGUUGAACGCCUCUUCUCUGACCUCAUCCACACAACAGAAAGUCUCAAAAAUGUGAAAUUACAAAAAAACAGGGGCCAGCAGGACCAAGUGACCUUAGAUGCCCAAAUUGAGCCUUAUAAAACUGACAAUGCUAAACUAGUGAAAGAAAACAGUGAACUGCACCAGCAGUUGAUGAAACAAAAGGAGGAUGCAGAUGGAAUGCUCAGGGAUCUCAAGGCUUCUUUGCGCAAACUUGAACAUGAAAAUGCAGAUUUAAAAUUCUUGAACAAUCAGUAUGUGCACAAGGUGCAACAGCUGGAGAAAGAGUCAAAGAGCAAAACAGAGCGAAUUCUGCAUCUACAGGAGAAAAAUUUCCAUGCCGUGGUACAGACCCCUGGUGGUAGAAAGAAGAACAUCCCCUUCCGUCGCCAGCGCAUGGAGAUCGACAGUACAAUCCCGCCUAGUAAUGCCACCACUCAGUACGAGUCGUCGUUGUCAUCAACUCAGGUUGAUGACCCAUACGUUGCUGACAUGUUGCAUGUGGCCGAUACCAAGAUUGCAGAUCUACAUGCGGAGGUCAACAAGUUACGAGAUGAGAGUGAAAUAGCAGAUAGGAAGAUAAAACAUCUUAAGACUCAGGUUGACGGGCGAGAUAGCGAGAUAGAUCGUCUGAACAAGAUGUUGGAGGGUGGCCGACCAUACGAUGUGGUCUCGCUGGAGGCGCGCAAUAAAAGUAACGAGAGGCUCAUCUCUCAUCUCAAUAUACAGAUUGACUACCUCCAACAGCGAAACAGGGACCUGGAGCGCCAGCUGACGGAGUUGAGGACUGUUGAGCUAGAGAGCACGUCCCAGCGUAUUGACCUUGAUGUGAAGAACAAGACGCUAGAGACUGAGCUGGUAGAUGUCGACCGAUUGGCCAAGAAUCUUCAGGAUGAGAAAGAUAUGGCACUUGAGCGAGCUGACCGGGAGGUGAAUGUCUCACGGCUAGAGAUGGAGAAAUCUCGUAGGGAACUUGAUGAUUUGGAGUUACAGUUGGAACAAAUGAGAGCUGAAAAGGUGCGAACUAGCAAUGAGUGUGGUGACGUCCAAAUCCAGCUGGCUGCUGUCGAGAGUGACUAUCAGAAGUUGGAAGAUUUGCUCAACAAAGUACAGGAUGACAAACGAAAACUCAGCCUGCGUGUCAAUAGGCUUACUUCAAAUGAAAGAGAACUUGUCAUGGAAAUUGAACGUUUAAAAACAAGAAAUGGUGUCAAAAAGAGGGCCAAGUCACCAAAUAGGAUGGACUCGUUCAUCAAGAGCCUUGAGGAUGAGCGGGACUAUUGGAAAGGAGAGGUGGACGUGUUACAGAAACUUCUCAAAAUGGAAUCACGUACACCAACACGCUGCCCAGGAAGUCCGAAGAAAUCAACCCCCACGAAAAAAGGCACAAGUAACAUGACUCGUUCGAGAUCGAGUACUCCAUCGAAGAGUGGGAAAAAUAAGACCUGUGGUCACUAUGAUGCCAUACUCAAAGUAUUAGAAGAGGAACGAGAUUACUACAAGCGAGAAUACGAAAUGGCCCGAGCUCUUCGACAUCACGCAACAAGUCCGAGUCGGUCACCACCCACACGAGACAGGAGUUCGGAUGAUGGAGAUGUACAAAGACUAACGAGGGAAAGAGAUGAACUGCAAAGCUUGCUGGACAAGUUUGAGAGACACAUGGCUGAGAUUCAGGGCAACGUGAAGGUUUUGACUGCCGAAAGAGACAAUAUCAACAGUAUGUAUGAGGAGGCCAAAGAAGAUUUAAUGAAGCUUCGACGCGAAGUAGUAAAAUCACCAAAAUCACCGAAGGUUUCCUUGGCGGCUCAAGCCGUGUUGAGACGGGUUGAAAGUGAACGUGAUGACGCCCUGAUCGAUCUGCGUCGGGUGCAGACAGAUCGAGACAGUCUUCGAGAACGGUUAAAAAUUGCCACAGAAUCACAGUUGACUGACCGUGCUCGUUUGGAACAGAGAGUGGAGGACCUCGAGAACAACUUGAGAAUUGUUGAAGCUGAGAGAGAAGAUUAUGCAGCGCGUGUAGGAUCACUGAAGGAGAUGAUGAUAUCGCUCGAAGAUCAACUCAAGAACCAGUCCAUGUCCUUAGCUGAAACCAGAGAGGAAAGCUCGCAGAACAAAGCCACAGCAACACAAAUGAGAUUGUUGACAGACCAGGCUGAACGAUCACUUGAUGAGCAGCAGCGUCGCUUGGCCCGCAAGGAGUCAGAGCUCCGCACUGCCAAUGAGAAGUACAAAAUCUUGGAAGACCGUAUGUCUGACAUGAGCCGAAUCAAUCAAGAUACCAGGGAUGAGGUGUCUCGUUUACGGGCCACCAUCGGCGCCCUCGACCGGGAGAAAGACUCACUGCAGACGAUGGUUGACGAUAAGACAGAGAGAUUGGCCAUGCUUGAAGACGACGUCAAAAAUAAGGAUCAGUCUCUUUCUGACCUCCAGAUCACUUGUUCCAGUUUAGAGACAAGGCUAUCUCAAAACAGUGAGAGUAUCAGCCAGCGCGAGAGAGAGAUCCUAAGCCUUCGCCGACAGGUAGACGCAGUGACUGCAGAUCUCUCCGAGGCCUCACACGGGAAAGAGGCGGUGCUGAGAGAAAACCGACGGCUCCAAGAAGACCUGUCGCUCAUGACGAAGGAGAACCAGGCGUUGAAUUGUGACCUGGACGAUGUGGUCAACGAACGUGAGGACUUCAAGGUGCAGGUCCAGGAUUACGUAAACGAGGUGAAGAGAGUGGAGGACUUGCUGAGUGAAAAGGAGCAAGAACGCACCGAUCUCCUUGACCAAUACAGGGCUCUAAGCCUUGAGGCUGACAAAUAUCAGACUCAGACCCAUCAGCUCGAGAGCGAAGGUUCCAACCUCAAGCUCGAACUGAUGACCAAAGAUUCUGAAGUUAGGAGGCUGAGAGACAAGAUGGAUGGUCUGGAUAAGGACUUGCAAGAUACAAUCCAUUCUCAACAAGCAUACGAAAUCCAGGUUUCAAAUCUGACACGGUCCGUCGCCGCUUUGGAAGAGAAUCUACGAGAGGCAGAUGAUGAGCGUCAGAAUCUCCUACAAGAUCUCGCAGCAGUUAGGGAUCUGUGCAGCAAGCUGGAGUGUGAUAAGGAAUCGUAUCAGAGGCAGUUGACGGCAAAGUCAUUGGACUUGGAACAGCUGCAAAAUAUGGUCGAAGAUGCGAAGUCUGAAGUGAGCGUAGUAAAAUCACAAAUGCAGGCUGAGAGGUCGUCCAAUAAGAACCUUGAGAGUCUCCUCCAAUCAAAUCGAGAGAAGGAGUUCAAAGUUCAACUGACCACACAGGAGAAGGAUGCUGAGAUCAAUAUGUUGAGAGAGAGGCUGCAGCUCAAUGAGGCAAGAUUAGAAAACCAGAAUCGAGAGCUGUCAUCACUACGAACAAGAAAUCUUGAAACCGAGACCGAAAUUGAGCACCUCAGGCGCCAGUUGACGAGUGAACGAUUUGAAAGGGAACGAACCAUCCAGGAGAUGAGACGCCAAGGCAUGACUCCACCAUUAGCCGAGUACAGAUCCAAGCUGAAUACGUCUGGUUACUCUGCUAGAUCACCCCUUAGCCCUGCUAGGCGGUCGCCAACUCCAAGCAGUGCUCGUCACCAAAGAACACCAGAGAGACCACGCUCGCCAUACAGUGCUGCUAAAUCAUUCCUUGACGAUGACCUCACCAGCACAUCACAACAUUACAGUUGAAGAAAUAACAAGCCAGGAAAUAGAUAGACCAUGUUAACUGAACAGUUUGCAGACAGAGAGAAAUGAGGAUACCAUUGUACUUGGAAGGAACACAGUUACCUUCAAUUAUAAUUCGAAGGAGAACAUGGGUGGAGAUACAUGGGUCAGCCAACCGGUGUUGCCUAUCAAAUGAAUUUGUCCAAUUCCUUGCAAAAGACAUUUCUUCCAUCUUGUUUUUCGCUGUAGUCGCAUGUUCAUUUUGAGACUACAACUUUCUGUGUGGGGCAAGGAAUUGGGCUGACGUUUGAAAGGAAGUUAUAAUAAUACACUGAGUUAGGAAUUUAGUUGUGAGGUCCCAAAGGGUAAUAGCUUUGAUAAUUGACUUUUGACGAAAUUGGGUGAACAGACAUUCGUGUAGACAUCUAGUUCCCAAAAUUAGCACAUUUGAUAACACAGACCAUGUUGUUUUUGUUGCAUGUCAAACAAAUGACUAAUUGGAAAAGUAUUCUUAUCCAGGAUGUCAUGGUAACAAUAGCUUGGGGGUGGUGUGCCACAGUUUGGUCUAAUAUCAUUAUACCUUGACCAAACUGUGGUGUGUUUGUGUCAAUUUAUUCAACGCUACUGCAGGUUUUUGUCUCAGAAGAUUUACAGCUAUGGUGCCAAUUUGGUCCAGCCAGGUUUUUAGUAAACCUAGACAGACAGUCUGUUUGCUAUUAUGCAUUGUGUUAUUGCUAGAAUGUAGGUUUGACAAUAGUUAAAUUUGACGGAGUAUUUCCACAUAUUAUCAUUACUAUAAGAUCAGGUACUCAUUAGAACACUCAGGUUAAAUGAUCUUCCAUCCAAUCAUUACUAUGAAAAAGAAUAAUAAAAUAUUCUUACUGUGAACACUGUGUACAAUACGUACAAGAACACUGUGUGCAAUCCCAGGUACAAUCUUCGUGAACUUUCUCAAGUGACUCCAUCCUUUCACUUGCGGUGCUACUAGAACCACUGUGCACAAAAUCUUGCAGUACGUGUAUUCCAAAUUUUGUAGAGAAUGUAUUUCCGGAUACCUAGACUAGAUUUGGCCCGUUUGUGGCCUCCAAUAAUGUUGAGAAUGAUUUUAGAUACAUAGAUUGUUAAUAAGAAUUCAAAGGUUGACAACUUCUAGAGAAUGGUUUUAACAAGUAAACGCAGUUUAUCACUGGUUUUCCUGUCAAGAGAUGUGAACUAAGUUUGUCACAAGUUAAUGGGUUGAGAGAUGAGAAGUUCAAUUCAAUAUUUUUUGUGUUGUUAUUGUAAAACUCUGACUGUGUACAUUGUCAAGUGCAAAGUAAACCUUCCCUUUGCCAGUUCUUGCAUCAUCACACUGGUUUAAAAACCAAAUAAAGUUGAUUUACUGUUUCAAGCUUGCAUAUAAAACAAGAUAGGGCUACUAGUAUAUGAAACAUUUGUAAAUACGGUGUCACAGACUGGGGGCUGGCCCCUAGAUGAAAGCUAUGUUUAUAAGUUGCACAAAUAAUUUUUAUGACAAAAUCAACUGUAUGUUUUAAUGAUUUAAUGUUAUUUGUCUGUGAACAUUUAAUAGUCUCAAAUUAUUCAGCUUUUCUAAUAUAGACUACAGAUAUUUGUGACUGUGACUCACCGAAGUAAACUUUAAAUUAAAGUAAAGUUAAAAUAUCUUAAAGCAUGAUGAAAUUUGUUAAGAGAAACAUAAAGACCAGGUGAUCAACCAGAUUUGAAAAAUUUAGUUUUAGUAGAUUUAUUAUCAAGCAUGACUUGGAAUGUAGAAUGCAUAGGAUGCAAGCACAGAUUUAACUGUACAAGUAGGUCCAAAAGUUUUUAUUUAGCCUACUUCCCUUAACCAAGCAUAUUAAUGAAUUUGCAUGAGAGUGUGGCCUAGUUUUGCCUGUCUGUAGGAAAGCAUGUAAAUUUGUUGAAGUUGACAUAUUUUUGUACUUUUCGAAUAAAAUAUGACGAUGAUUAUUA